AUGGCUGAGGUUAUAGUCCUCACCUGCCCAGGCGGCAAACAAAGCGCCCACUUGAUCCCUCUUCUCUACAAACAGAAUCAAUUUCGCCUUCGUCUCGCCGCUCACUCCGCAAACUCCAGAUCCCGCUUAGGAUCCAUGUACCCACAAGCGGAGGUUAUUCAAGCAGACCUCUCCUCUCUUACAGACUGCCAACGUCUACUUUGCGGCGCCACCGCAGUCUACCACAUUGGACCGUCCUUUCACUCUCGCGAAAUGGAAAUGGGAAUGAACCUAAUUGACGCCGCGGUCGAAGAGACCCGCAAACAACACAGCGAAUUCAAGCAUUUUGUUUUCUCAAGCGUAUUGAGCACUCAGCAUCGAAACCUUAUGCAGCACGAUCUGAAAUGCCGUGUCGAAGAGCGACUGUUGCUUAGUCCGUUAAAUUUUACCAUUCUCCAGCCCACAAAUUUCUUAGCUGGAUAUCCAGUCAAAUUCCUCGAUGAGCAGGAAUCUCCCGUGUUCGAGAGGCUUUGGAAUGCCGAUAUUCCGAAUAGUCUGAUUGCGCUGGAAGAUCUGGCCAAGGCAGCAGCGACGGUCCUCAUUGAGAGGGAGAAGCAUUAUUUUGCGCAAUAUCCUCUUUGUUCAACCUUGCCUACCUCUGACGCAGAGGUCGUUGAAGUUAUUGAGAAGGUUAUUGGGAAGAAGAUUCAAACUUACACGCCGACCUUUGAGCAGGGCGUGGAGAACACACUAAAAUUUUUGUUUGGGAGUGGAAGUGACUUGCGUGGACUGGCUGCGGAGGGUGAUCUCAGACCUGAUAUUACUCGGGAUGAGGCAGAAAGAUUGGUGCUUUUCUAUAAUCGACGUGGGUUAAGGGGAAACCCCACUGUACUGAGGUGGCUGAUACAGAGGGAGCCUAUUACUGUGGAAGAUUGGGUCAAAAGCCAAAUGGCAUGA
Messenger RNA from Penicillium cosmopolitanum, 936 nucleotides. RefSeq lists its product as uncharacterized. NCBI's taxonomy places the organism in Eukaryota, Fungi, Ascomycota, Eurotiomycetes, Eurotiales, Aspergillaceae. The record is from RefSeq and is a predicted model, not a curated record. The transcript has a single exon. Bases 1 to 936 code for a protein of 311 amino acids.